Molecule: messenger RNA, 450 nt
Organism: Acanthocheilonema viteae
Lineage: Eukaryota; Metazoa; Nematoda; Chromadorea; Rhabditida; Onchocercidae
Source: the annotation of a GenBank genome assembly
AUGAUUAAACCAACCAGUGUUAAGGAUGUUGACCAACAUGAAAUGGUUAAACACAUUGCGCAUUUUUUGAAAAAAAGUGGGAAAGUCAAGGUACCUGAUUGGUCAGAUCUCGUGAAAAUGGGAAGUUACAAAGAACUUGCACCUUUUGAUGCCGAUUGGUACUACACUAGAACUGCUAGCAUUGCACGGCGUCUUUAUAUUCGUUCGCCAACAGGAGUUGGUGCCUUGCGGCGUGUUUACGGUGGAAGUAAACGACGAGGAGUAACACCAAAUCACUUCUGCAAAGCUUCUGGUUCUGUUAUUCGAAAGGCGCUUCAAACACUGGAGGCCAUAAAAUGGGUUGAGAAACAUCCGGAAGGUAAUGGCCGAAUACUUUCCCGACAGGGACGAAAAGAUUUGGAUCGAAUUGCCGCACAAAUACGCCAAAGUAGUACGACGGAGCUAGAAUAA